Sceloporus undulatus (fence lizard) is the source of this 675-nucleotide messenger RNA. Its product is annotated as centrosomal protein of 135 kDa-like. The annotation marks the transcript as partial. The record is from RefSeq and is a predicted model, not a curated record. The transcript has 5 exons. Lineage: Eukaryota; Metazoa; Chordata; Lepidosauria; Squamata; Phrynosomatidae.
GUGGUAGGAAAAGAAAUAUUCCAUUCAGGCGUCAACGUAUGCAGAUAGAUCAACCUGUCCCUCCUUCAGGAAUUGGUGCUUAUCCUGUUCCGCAGCCAGAUGACCCAUACAUAGCAGAUCUUCUUCAAGUGGCUGACAACAGAAUUCAUGAACUGCAACUGGAAGUCGCUGACCUGCAGGAAAAAUUAGAGAUUGCUGAACGUGGAAUGAAAAAUUACUGCAAACAGGUUGAACUCCGUGACAGUGAGAUUGAGCGUUUGGCACUAGCACUUGAUGGUGGGCGCUCUCAUGAUGUCAUAUCUCUGGAAGCCAAAAACAGAAGUAAUGAAAAAAUUAUUGCUCACUUAAACUUACAGGUUGAAUUCCUGCAGCAAACCAACAAAGAACUUGAAAUGCGCAUACAAGAGCUUUUGGACAGUAGGCAAAAUGCAACUAGUGAGGUGGUGCAUUUAAGUAAUAAAAAUGAAGAACUGUGCCAGGAACUGAGUCAAAUAGAUCAUUUGGCCCAACAGCUGGAAAGGCACAAAGAAAUUGUGCUUGAGACAGCAGAUAAGGAAAUUGGAGAAGCUAAGGAAGAGAUUAAAAAAAAACACAGUGAAAUCCAGGAUCGUGAAGAAACUAUAGCAAGACUUAAGUCAGUAAGUAAUAUUACCUCUACAACUAAAUUUAGGCACA